Purpureocillium takamizusanense is the source of this 1151-nucleotide messenger RNA. RefSeq lists its product as uncharacterized. The record is from RefSeq and is a predicted model, not a curated record. Bases 150 to 1151 code for a protein of 333 amino acids. Lineage: Eukaryota; Fungi; Ascomycota; Sordariomycetes; Hypocreales; Ophiocordycipitaceae. The transcript is spliced from 2 exons.
AUCCACCAUCGCAUCACCUCGCAACAACCUCGCUAGCUCGCAACUCCAUCUACGACGACCCAGCCGGCAUCCUCGCCGCUUAUCGACUGCCACACGCGAAAGCAGCCUCGCCAGACAGACCAAGUGCAUGUGAUACGCGCGCCGCCGCCAUGGCUGGAUUGAUCGAUCCGACUGUGGCCGGCAAGUACCCCGUCAUCCUCGGCGAGGGCCUGCUCGGCAAGACGUCCAACGACAUCUUUACUGGCAUUCGCUACAAUCACAAGCCGACGCUGUCGUCGAGCGACGGUCCGGCGCAAGCCCGCCUGCGCCCGUCAUUCCCGGGCAAGACCACUUCGUACGAUCUCUCCUUCAACGACGGCGACGACAAAUAUGCGUACACCGGAACCCGGAGUGUUGACGACAAUCAGUAUGUCCUGCACUUUGAUCCGGAGCGCAAGGCGUUCAUUCUCGACAAGAUCGACUCGACAUUCAACAUGAACAUCACCCGUAUGCCCGGCAACUCCGAUCCUGCCAAGCUCAGCAGACAAUUCCCCCACCUCGAUAGCGAAGCAUCAGAACUCGCGAAUACAGGCGAGAACAAGGUCGCAAAGGCGAAGCCGGCUGCGAAGGCGACGGCUACUCCCGUAACCGUUGCUCAGCCGAAGCCGAAGCGCAAGGCCGACAAGAAGCAGCAGCAGCAGAAAGACAUCGAGCUCUCGCUACCAAAGCCCGAGCCGGUAAAAGAGAAGAAAAUCACAAAGCGCAUUGACGAAGACGAGGAGGAAGAAGAUGACGACGACGACGGUGGUCUGCUGAUUGAGUACCCUGGCGGAGAGACGGCUGCUAAGCACAACGACUUCUCGCCGGCCUUCCCUCCGCCCCGACGCUUUGAUGACUUCAUGGACCAACGCGACUCGGAGGGCGAUGCGGACGGUGAGAGUGAUGAUGAGCCGGACAUGGACUUUAAGCUACCGAGCCCGGUCAACAACCACGCGUCGCGGCCAGAGCCGAUGGAUGAGGACGACGCGGAGGAGCCGCAGGCUGAGGAGCCGGCGAGCAUGGACAUGGAAAACGACCUGGAGAAGGAAAUGGAAAUGGCAUUUGGGGAUCUCGAAAACGGCCAGGAGGGCAGCCCCGACGGCGACGAAAGCGAAAUUUCCGAGGAGGACUAG